CCAAACCACAAUGAGUACACAGCAGCAGAUACAGUUAGCAAAGUCGCUACCGCCGCGUCUUAUACGCUUCUUCGAGCGCUUCCCGCCGCCAGCUCUCCUCCAAAACACUGCGGCGCCCGCUCUGCGCUCCGCAGGAACUGCACCCACGACUUCACCCACCGAUCCGAAUGCGCCCGCGAUAGAAAGCUCGACCCCAGAACUUUCCUCCGAGGCACCACCGUCCUCCUCUAGCGAACUUCCCUACCACAACCCCUUCUUGCCCCGCAAGAACUACACCACCGGCCGGUGGUACGGUCCCGCCUAUGGCCUACGAAAACAGGCUGAGCUCGUCAAGCUAGCCCAAACGCAUGGCGUGUUGGACCUCCUCCCCUGGACGAUCAAGAAGCCCGGCGAGAAGGAGAAGAGGCGGAUAGAAAGGGGUUUGCAGGUCAAGGGGACGGGAGUCGGCGAGAAGGUGAAGGGCAAGCUGUGGGAGAGGACACUCAAGGGCCGGCUGGAGAUGAGGCGGCAGGCUAUGCUAGGAAUGCCGCAAUUGAUCCAGGAAUGGAAACAGAAAGGUCAUGGAAGAGGGUGGAAAAAGUGGCCGAGCGGGAAGGCAAAGAAGUCGUGACGGAGGGAUGUGGGGAUAUUGUGAAGCGGCUGAUGUGCUCUGGUCUCAGGUUGCUUGUGAGAUUCAGAGACUUGUGUAUAUUCUAUGCGUACGGAAAGGAAGGAAGAGCAUUUCGCCAUCUAUGUAUCGGCAUCGAGCAAAUCCGCUCUGUAUCAUACAAAGGAAUACCACUUGCAUUUCGCACCUGGGC
Molecule: messenger RNA, 800 nt
Organism: Trematosphaeria pertusa
Lineage: Eukaryota; Fungi; Ascomycota; Dothideomycetes; Pleosporales; Trematosphaeriaceae
Exons: 2
Coding region: 11-610 (199 amino acids)
Cellular component (GO): mitochondrial large ribosomal subunit
Molecular function (GO): structural constituent of ribosome
Source: RefSeq, a predicted model, not a curated record